AUAAAGAGAAUAUAAACGCGGGCUUGUUGAACUGAACAUCAGUUACAGAGAAGUGCGCCCGUAGAAGCAGAAGUCUAUCCAUCACUAAAUAAUCGCUGGUGUAUAAUUUCUUUCAGUAAACAAGGAAAGCCACACCGUAAUUCAGUUAUUGGUCAAAUCAUCGCUGAAUCAAAGAGUAUGGUUGCAAUGGAUGAAAGUGACAUAUUAAUCUGGCCCCUUGCCCCACUCACUGUUGUAAACAUGGCUAGUUCUCUGAGUCAGAAGUGCAUAGUUAUUGACUGCCGUUCAUUUCUGUCAUUUAACGCCUCGCAUAUCAAGGGGUCACUGAACGUUCACUGCCCACCUAUCUUGAAACGAAGACUCCACCGAGGAACAUCCACUUUAGAUUGCUUACUCACGUCUCCAGAGUCGAAACGAAGGCUUGCCGACGCAGAAACUUUGAUUUUAUAUGAGGAUAGAACACAGGACUGGAAAGACUUGGAAAUGGACAAUACAAUGAAGAUAAUUUAUAUGCUUCUAAGGAGGGAGAGAAUAAACAAGAACUUAUAUUUCAUUAAAGGAGGCUUUGAAAGGUUCUCCUCCUCGUACCCUUCGAUGUGCUACUUUGCUAAACCACAAUCGCCGUCACAAACAACUACAUCUCCGCUUGGGUUAAAGCUUAAAACGAAAGAUUCUAAAAGAACAUUCAGCCCGAGACACGACACAGAAAUGAAGGAUUUCGCCGAGUCACGUCCAAGUUCGUCAGUGAAUGCAAAUGAACCAGUGGAGAUUUUACCACAUUUAUAUCUUGGAAGUGAAAUUCAUGCGUCCCAGAAAGAGCUUCUUCAGCGCCUGGGGAUUACUGCUAUUGUGAAUGUAUCAAGAAAUAUUCCGAACUUUUUUGAGGAGGCAUUUCAUUACAAGUCUAUUCCAGUAGAUGAUACUUAUACAGCAGAUAUUGGCCGAUGGUUCGAGGAAGCUGCUGCGUUUAUAGACUCAGUGAAGAACUCAAAAGGAAGAGUGUUGGUUCACUGCCAAGCAGGCAUCUCCAGAUCAGCUACCAUUUGCCUCGCCUACCUUAUAAGCAGGCAUCGGCUGAGGCUAGACGAAGCUUAUGAGUAUGUCAAGAAAAGGCGAUCGGUCAUAUCUCCAAACUUUAAUUUCAUGGGACAAUUACUGAACUGGGAAUCAGAGACUCAACUGACCGAGAGAGCAACGAGCAGUACUGAGCUGUUAAUA
Molecule: messenger RNA, 1218 nt
Organism: Orbicella faveolata
Lineage: Eukaryota; Metazoa; Cnidaria; Anthozoa; Scleractinia; Merulinidae
Product: dual specificity protein phosphatase 1-like
Biological process (GO): negative regulation of MAPK cascade; protein dephosphorylation
Cellular component (GO): nucleus; cytoplasm
Molecular function (GO): MAP kinase tyrosine/serine/threonine phosphatase activity
Source: RefSeq, a predicted model, not a curated record